Pseudophryne corroboree (corroboree frog) is the source of this 1410-nucleotide messenger RNA. Its product is annotated as paraneoplastic antigen Ma1 homolog. Gene Ontology annotation, molecular function: nucleic acid binding; zinc ion binding. NCBI's taxonomy places the organism in Eukaryota, Metazoa, Chordata, Amphibia, Anura, Myobatrachidae. The record is from RefSeq and is a predicted model, not a curated record. The transcript has a single exon. Bases 1 to 1410 code for a protein of 469 amino acids.
AUGGAGGUCAUCAAUGAACGCAGCAUCUACCAAUGGUGUAUGGACCAUAAGGUUAAUGUACAAUGCAGUCUGAGUAUGGUAGGAGAUUUGUCAGGUAUUACUGAUGAUGAGGUGAUUACAGAAGCUCAGAAAUUGUGUGGUGUAAGGGUCCCCUUAUUGGUGGACAAGUGGAAGGGAGCGACCGGCGAAAUUAGAGCGAUACUCAUAACGACACAGGAUUGUUUGGACUCCUCCCUAAUACCUAUUAACGUAUUAGUAGGAGGAGUUGCGGGUCGAAGAUGUCAGAUAAUUUGGCCUAGAAGUAGUGAAGAGAAUGACGGGGAGGCUACAGAAGCUGUGGAGAAUAGAGAAGAGACAGAUCAUCAGGGGAGAGAUGCACCUGGCACCAGUGAUAACUCUCUGCCCAAACCAUCAUUAGGUGAAUCUAUUAAACCCCAAGUUGAAUCCGUCAUGGAUAAAGUGGUGAGUCAAUUUGAGCGGUGGCACUACGAAGGAGGAUACCGACGACUACGAGUAUUCUCGGGCACAAUACCUAUCCCCACUGGGGAAGAAGGUUACGAAGCAUGGCGUGAAGCUGCCAUACAACAUUCAGAGGAAUGGCGGUGCCCCGAGUAUAUAAAAAAACAAAGGAUUGUUGAAAGCCUAAGGGGUCCCGCCAUGGGGAUUAUACAGGCUACCCGACGUAGCAAUACCAACGCCACACUGAAGGAUUACUUCAAUGCAUUAGACUAUUCCUUUGGGACAAUUGAAGACAUAGGAGAUAUAUUGGCUCGUCUAAAUCAUACUUACCAAGAACCAUCAGAACCUCUCACAAAUUUCAUAUACCGGUUGGUCAAAAUAUUGUAUAAACUUCUAGAUAAAGGGGGGAUUGAACAGUUGGAAAUCGAUGAAAGGCGACUUAAGCACUUAUUGAGAGGGGCACUGACAUCUAGUCCCGUAGCUCAGAGACUUAGAUGUAGUGGGACUCGAGCUCGGCCACCAAUGUUGAGUGAAUUAAUCAAGGAUGUGAAAUUAGAAGAAGUUCAAAUUGACAACAGGGAAAAAAGUAUCAAGAGAGUAAAGGUAGUAGUGCCAGCUGCUGUGUCACCAAAUACCGAUGCCACCUCACCAAAUGAUCGACUGUUUAAACUUUUAGAAGAACAAAAUAAAAAACUGGAUCAACUGAUAACAGUACAUAACAGUGUUCAGUUCCCAGUGAACCGAGUGAGAGGAAGAGGACCAACUCGACGAGUGGAUAAUCGAGACCACAUAAUCUGCUAUAGGUGUGGCCAAAUGGGACAUAGAUCGUUUGAAUGCCCACAAACUGGGAGCUAUGGAAGGAACUCCAAUAAUGGUGGAAAUAGGAAUACUAUUCCCUCGGAAAACCAGGAAGGGACGUUGAUGAACCCCGCAUCAACUCCCGAGCCAUAG